AAAACAAUAAAAAAAAAACAUUUAGGACAGAACCAAAAGAACCCUAAUAAAGAGAGUGAGGCAGAGAGCAAGAAGAUAAGACAGCAAAGCAGGGAGAAAAUGGGGAUAAAGGAUCUUCUCAGAUUCAUGAAACCUUACAUUCUUCCCAUUCACAUCCACAAAUACGCCGGAACACGAGUAGGAAUCGAUGCGUAUUCAUGGCUACACAAAGGAGCAUACUCAUGCAGUAUGGAGCUGUGUUUAGACACUGAUGGGAAGAAGAAGCUGAGAUACAUUGAUUACUUCAUGCACAGAAUCAGUCUUCUUCAACACUAUGAGAUAACUCCAGUCGUUGUUCUCGAUGGUGGUCAUAUGCCCUGCAAGGCUGCCACUGGUGACGAGCGCCAAAGGAAGCGAAAGGCAAACUUUGAUAUUGCAAUGGUGAAGCUAAAAGAAGGGAACGUUGGAGCAGCUGUUGAGUACUUCCAGAGAGCAGUUAGUGUAACAUCAUCCAUGGCUCAUCAACUGAUUCAGGUUCUUAAAUCAGAAAACGUGGAAUUUAUCGUAGCUCCGUAUGAGGCUGAUGCUCAGCUAGCAUAUCUAUCCAGCCUCGAACUGGAACAAGGCGGGAUUGCUGCUGUUAUAACUGAAGACAGUGACUUACUUGCCUAUGGCUGCAAAGCUGUUAUCUUUAAGAUGGACCGGUAUGGUAAAGGAGAGGAACUGAUUCUAGAUAAUGUCUUUCAAGCCGUUGAUCAAAAGCCUUCUUUCCAGAAUUUUGAUCAAGAACAAUUCACAGCAAUGUGCGUGCUAGCUGGAUGUGAUUUUCUGCCCUCUGUUCCUGGUGUUGGCAUCUCUAGAGCUCAUGCAUUCAUCUCCAAGUACCAGAGUGUUGAACGUGUUUUGUCAGUUCUCAAGACGAAAAAGGGUAAACUAGUUCCUGAUGAUUACUCCAGCUCUUUGAUGGAAGCUAUUUCAGUUUUUCAGUAUGCUCGUGUAUAUGACUUUCAUGGUAAGAAGCUCAAGCACUUGAAACCACUCUCGCAGAACCUCAUGAACUUACCAGUUGAACAACUUGAGUUCCUGGGACCAGAUCUCUCACCAUCUAUCGCUGCUGCAAUUGCUGAGGGUAAGGUUGAUCCCAUAACCAUGGAGGCUUUUAACCGUUUCUCAGUUUCCGAGAGACAUAUGAAGAAGCCUGUUAGAUCAUUCAAGGAACAGGAAAAGAGUAGCUCCUUUAUGUUAUUGCCUUUGUCUGAAAGUGAAGAAAGAAUAAAUCUCAAAAGAAGUGCUGAUGAAGCUAAGAUCAGUCCAGAGACUGUUAUGGAGGAGCCAAAGUACUCAAAACAAGAUUUAGAUCUACACAAACUGGUGUUGCAGCCUAAGAAGGAUCAUAUGAUUAUCCAAAAAAACAGUCCCUCAUUGGCUCCGGAUAACAACCCAUUCAAGAUCAGAAAAACCGAUGAAAUCACUAUGGAAGAGUAUGGUUUGCAAGAACUCAAGGUUUCUUUUGAGACCAACGGUGAAGCAAUGGAUGUUACUCCUUCACCAGACUCUAACGAACCCGAUUGCUCAGAGAUUCAAAAGGAGGUUACAAUAGAUUUGUCAAAGCUUGAUAAUUCUGUAAUCAAACAAGACUCUGAGAAGAACAUGCAGAAGGAAAGAUCUGUGGAUUCAGAAGAUAUAGUUGAAGCUCAAGGUCAUGUGAACAUGACUACAAAGAGAGUGCGUGGAGCCAAACCUAGAGUUGAGAGUUUCAAAGUGAAAACAAGCUUUAAAAGCUCACAGGAGAAGAACGCUAAGAUCAACAAGAAAAGUAGUAUACUAGAUUUCUUUCAUCCAUUGUAAUCAAUUUUGUUUGCCACCUCUUUGCUUCUUUGUAACCUUUUAAAAUAUAUAUGAAUUUUUUUAAGUUAAU
Messenger RNA from Eruca vesicaria subsp. sativa (arugula), 1897 nucleotides. NCBI's taxonomy places the organism in Eukaryota, Viridiplantae, Streptophyta, Magnoliopsida, Brassicales, Brassicaceae. The record is from the annotation of a GenBank genome assembly.